UGUUGGAUCUUGUUUUGCGUUUCUCGUGUACAAAAUGAAGGCGAGCAGCAGUAUUUAUAAAGCAAGGGCAGCAUAUGUUCUUUACGAGUAAGCAUUUUAUCAACGUGUUGGUGAGAAGGUAUCCUGUGAGCAAUAUUUGAGGGUAUCAUGCCUAGCAAGCCGAAGAGAAGGGGUGCUGGAGUGAGCCCUCCACCACCACCACCUUCGAAGAGAGUGGUGGGUCCUGGCAGUGGUAGCAAGCGAUCAGCCAAAACACCAUUGUUAAAGAACAAGAAACAUGUUGCAAUUGCAACCAAGAGCCUCAUUAUCCAACAGAGUGUAUCAGUAAAGAGAGUCCAAUCUACCAUGAAAGGAGGAAAGAUAAUGAAGAAGAAUGAUGACCAAAGAGACAAAGCGAGAAAAGCCCUCAAAAGAUCUUCAUCUACUAAGAUCUUGCUAUCAUCGCCUAAAAAGUCAAAAUCUCAGAACGCAAACACGAGUACAGGUAAAAAGGCCAUCAAAGUAACCCCUAAAAAGGCAAUCAAAGUUACUAUUAAAAGGGCAAUCAAAGUAACUACUAAAAAGCCAGUCAAAAUCAUUCCUCAAAAAGGAACAAAGGGAAGUUUGAAAACCGUUUCCAAGAUCAAAUUCAAGAAGGUCAACAAAGCUAGUCCCAGAAAGAUUGUCAAGUCGAGUCCUAAAAAGUUGACAAAGUUUCAAAAUGCUACUAAACCGAGCCCAUCCAGGGCUGUCUCCAAAGUCAAGUCCAAACAGCGAGGGAGUUCACCUCAGAAGGCUAAGUCUAAAACCAAGACGGUGGGUCGUGGUGUUGCUUCAAAGAUGAAACGAGGAGUGGCAUCCAAGACUAAGGAGACAACAAGUAAGAAAGUCAAGAAGCAAAAACAAACCACCAAGCCCAAAGCGACUAGCAAAGGAAAAGACAGUGCAGCAAAAGCUAAACCACGAACUAAAAAGCCUGCAAGUAAAGACAAGAAAAGAGGCAAAGGAAGUGGUAAAGGUGGAGUCAAGACCAAGAGAGUGAUUGGAGGCAAGACGUCUCCCCAGAUGGGCAAGAAAGUAGCGAGGCAUCCAAACAGCAAGCUGGUUCCAAAUACAAACAUUACAGUUGUCUCAAAAGAUCCAAUGUUUGAAGUCAAAAAUCCACCCCGGAUGCCUAUAGUAUCUGUAUAUGUCGGUAGCAAACGUGUAAUCUGUGCUGUCAUCACUAAAGAUAUUCCUCUUCUUAAGAAACUGAUUGCCAAUAAAGAUAUACCGUCUGUAUUCACCAAUCGAAGUGUAGACUUAAGAUACAAUGCUCUAGAGUAUGCUGUCAAGACGGAGAAUACUGAUGCUAUAAAGCUUCUUAUAAAAGAGUAUGAGCAGGUGGACAAUAGUCAGAGAGCGGUCAUGCCUCGAACAUUGAUGCAACAUCAAGGUACUGGAAGUUAUAACUACCGUAGUCUAGGGCAUGCUGUGAGAGCCAUCAAUAUGGGAAGAGGCUGUAGAGAAGGAGACAAUGCAUUUACAAAGGAUCUUGAAUUUUAUGAGGCAGGUCCAGAGCUGAAUCGGUUGGCUGACAUUGCAUUCACUGAAGGUGUUUCCUUAAACACAUUGGAUGUACUUAGUAAUUGCCAAGACUCAUUCAAGGAUACAUAUCUACACAAGAUCUCUGUAGCAGUGAGAGCUGGACAACAGAAGCUCGCAGGACACUUUGUAAAACAAGCCAACGUUAGAGGGGGAUUCGGCUUCAAUACUCUUCAUCAACAGGCUUUGCUUGCAAAAAAACCUGAAGACUUGGGCAACGUCAAAGGAGUCUCGGUCAUGAAGAAAUGCCUUGAGAAUAAUAAGAUCACGCCACUCCACUGUGCAGCAAUCAACCCUAAUCCUAAGAUCUUAGCCCAUCUGUUGAUGUUUGCUUCCAAUCCUUCAUGUACGGACAGUCAGGGUUAUGAGCUCAUCCAUUAUGCAGCGGCUUGUACAAGCAGUGGCCCUCUUCUACUUCUACUAGACAGGGGGAUUUCCGCUGAUCAGCUUGUUCCAAAGAAGUUAAUUACACCAUUGAUGAUAGCAGCUAUGUAUGGAAGAACUCAUAACAUUGAAGUUCUUCUCAAGAAUCUCAAGUCUGUUUCUGAUCAGGAAGAUGGUCCAACAGGAUUGUCAGGUGUCAACUUAAAGGACAAGACUGGUUACUUUGCAAUCCACUAUGCUGCUGAAAAAGGACAUGUGGAUGCUGUGAGAAGUCUGUUGAAACAUGGAGCUAGUGUUGAAACAAUGAUGUCUGCAGUUCAUAACAAACUAACCCCCCUGAUGCUUGCAGCUAGACAGGGACACUUUGAUUUAGCUCAGAUUCUUAUUGAAGAGAUGGAAGCUAUCAUUGAGAAAAGAGAUAAGAUCAAGCGUACUGCGCUGAUGUUAGCGUGCAUGAAUGGCCACUAUCCAAUAGUGACUCUCCUACUAAGGAAAGGAGCUGAUCCUAACACUAAGGACUCUUCAGGGAACACACCUAUCCACUAUGCAGCUGCUUAUGGCUGGUGGCACUGCCUCAAACUACUCCUCAAAGCUGGUGGAGAUCCUAACAUCUUGAAUGAUUGGAAGAAUCCCCCAUUGGGCAUAGCUUACUUGAAGGGCCAUCUAGGCUGUACAGAUCUACUACUAGAUCAACCCAAUGUCAAUGUCAACUUCCGUGAUGAUAAUGGCUCAACAUUACUUCUGAGGACUUGUAACCAAAAGAUGUAUAUGGACACUGUCAAAUCAUUCAUGUACCUCAUCAAGAAAGGAGCGGAUGUCAAGGCUGUCGACUUAGAUGGAGAUAAUGCGCUCCAUUUGAUAAUGAGUGCGACAAGUGAGCCAAAUUACUAUUCUGCUCCUGAAGUGGUGAAGUUCUUGAUGGAGAAAGGAUGUGACCCGACAGCUAAGAAUAAAUCUGGGAAGACUCCAAUCUUCAUCGCCCUUGAAAAGGGAAUGACUGGGUUAUUGAAGCUACUUGUCAGUAAAGGUGAUCGCAUACCACUAGAUGUUGGUGUUAGGCAGUUUGGUGAUAAUACUUUACAUCAUCUUGCAACUAACUGUAAGACUCAAGACCAGAGCAGUCUAAUUCAACUCAUUGCAGACAUGGAACAGGAAAAUGGUCCAAUACCCAUGGAUACAGAUGAUGACCAAGGGUCAAAGGUUACGACCUUAGAGGAGGCAGCCAAGAUGAAAAAUCACUACCGAUGUACUCCACUUCUCAGAUGCAUUGUGGUCAAUAGACAGGAUCUCUCUAACGAAAAUGUGUGCAAGACUCUGCAGGCCCUGAUUACACUGUGUAAGUCUGACAUUAACACAUAUGAAACUGUGCAGGAUGAACCUACUAAAGUGCAGUGCUAUCCAUUAAACAUCUUGGUGAAAGAGAGACCCAGCACGGCGCUGUCAAUGAUUCUGGAGUGUAACCCCAAACUGGAUGUACGUUGCUUUGAUGGCAACACUCCAUUGAUACAUGCUAUCCAAUCCAACCAAUGUGCUAAUGCUAAAACACUGCUUUCAAUGGGAGCUGAUCCGAAUGCAUCAGAAACCAACGCCUUACUGUUGGCCGUCAAACAGAAUAUGACAGAGUUGAUUCCUGAUUUGUUAGCUAAAGGUGCUGAUGUGAACGGAUCUGGAUUUGAGAACAAGCAACCAAGUAUUAUGCAUUAUGUCCCAGCCUAUAUCAGCAAGAUUCCAGCACGAAUCUCAACAGCUAAGAAGCUCUUGGCUGCUGGAGCUUCAUUGACCUCCGUGGAUGAUAACGAGAGAACGGUUCUCCAUAAUGCUGUCAAUAUGGAGCAGUCGAAUGUAACUACAGAGUUUCUUGAACUCCUACUGGACCAUAAUGUGGAUGUCUUUGCCCUGGAUGCAGAUGGAAGACUUCCCCUUCAUUAUGCAAUCUACAAGUGCAGCAUGUAUGGGAAACAGGGAGGACAAUUUGAUAUGUCACUUGGCAUAGAUCCCAUAGAGACUGUGUCACUAUUGGUAGAUGCUAUGGAGGGAAAGGAGUUGAAUCGAGUGGAUAGCAUUGGUCGAACUCCUCUACACUACGCUGCAUACAGAGGAGCAUUGAACUCUGCUAUGUACAUUGAUGAGAGGAUUGAUGACUUUGACAUGGAGGAUAAAUUUGGACAUACACCGUUAGCUUUAGCCGUAUUAGGCUGUGAAGAAAGCAUUGCCACAUGGUUGAUCCACAAAGGAGCUGACAUCAACAAGAUGUUAAAAAUUGAUUUGGAUGAAAGCAAAACCGCUCCCCAGAAACAGCUCUCAAAAGACUACUGGAUAUGGAAGCCCCAAGAUAUUCCUGAGAAGCCUAAAUCAAAGAUUGAGGCCUCUUUGUUUCAUGGUAUCGUCCAUGAACGUUGGCAAGGUGCUGUGUACGUCAUGAUGAAUAGAAUCAACAAGUUUGGCAUCUCCUAUGUCAAUGCUAUUGAGGCCGUGCUGUCAGAUCAGCAGUUUCAACUAGCGUAUGAACUCGUACGUAAACAGCGUGAUUCAAACAAACUGCAGUCAACGAAUAACAAAGAUCAGAACCUUCUCCAUGUACUGGCAAUUCAUGCUGAUAAAGGAGCUGCAUCAGAGACCAUCAUUACGAUCACAACAUCUCUCCUUGAUCAUGGUGUGAAGUUGUUUGCUAAAGACUACAAGGGAUGUACUCCAUUGCACUACGCUGCCAUUAAUCUCAACAAACACGUGUGUCGUAUCUUCCAAGACAAAGUCCCCUCUGAUUUUAAGCAAUGUUUGACAUGCGCUGACGAUCAGGGAAGAGUGCCCCUGGUAUCGAUGUUCUGGGGUCUGACAUUUCAAGACAGUUCUAAGACCAUAAUCGAGAUGCUCCAGGAGAAUAAGUCAAAUAUUGAUGUUGAGGGACGUCUUCCAGAUGUCAGGAUCCUCUCCCAUGAGAAGAGGCACAAGUGUGACUCCUUAGAGGAGUGGUAUCAUGAUCUACCAUUACAGAAAACCAUUCAUGUAACACCGUUAAUCUUCACUAUUCACAUGAACUCAUUUGAAGGAUGUCAGUUUCUACUGAAGAAGGGAGCUGAUCCAAACCAAGCUGAUAAAGAUGGUGUGACGCCAUUGAUGCACGCAAUCAUACAGAAUGAGAUAGUUCUUGUGAAUGUGCUACUGAAUCAUGAAUACGAUCCACUUAAAGCAGGGAAAAAGAAGAUAAGUGGUGACGACACAUCACCACUGUGGAUAACAAACACCUUGGAUCAAACUAAGUCUAAAGGGAAUAAACAGACCAGAGUAUCCAUCAACGUGAAUGAUGCCUAUGAAAUAGAUGGAAAACAAGACCAAAACAAAGUUCCAAAGCUUCAGAAGACCAGCAAGCUCAAUCUAAACGCUGUGGAUUCAAAGGGUCGUACAGCCAUUCAUUACUUGAUGAAGUCAUGCAACGUUGGGACCUAUGAGAAUGUAGAGGUACUGGAGCUAUUAGCAAGACUAAAAGCCAAGCUGUCAGAGAUAGACGCUGAUGGGAAAACUCCACUAGAUUAUGCUAUGGAGAGUGGAUCUCAUAAGAUGGCUGAAGCUCUGCAGAAAUUGACUAAAGUUGCACCACAAAGAAAGGUGUAUCCCAAGCCUGCAUGUCCAGUAUGGUCGGAUGAUAUAAACUCUCCAAUCCCACAGCUGAAUGUGGAUGAGGAUGCCGAGGCCAUGAUUCAACAACUUGAAGCAGAACGAAGCAAGACUAGAGUAGUGGAGGAGUUCAUACCAAAAGUGGAUAAGAAAUCAGGAAUGACUGUUGGAGGAUUGGUUCUAAUGGAUGAAGAUCAGAACCUUCCCUAUGAUGUCAUCAUGACCAAAGUAGAAGCACAAUAUGGCCGUUAUGGGAUGAAUAACUUCUAUAAGAUGCAGAUUAUACAUCAGGUUGCUAAGGAUGUGAAUGUUCUGUUUACUCGUUGGGGUCGGAUCUGUGAUGACGGCCAGUUUCAGAAGACGCCAUUUGGCACCAAAGAGGCAGCCAUUUCUGAAUUCAUGAAGAUCUUUAAAGCCAAGAGUGGGAAUGACUGGACUAGUGUAGCCAAUUUCCAGAAGAAGCCCAGUAAGUACAUGUUGGUUCAGUCGGACCCUGCAAGAGCUCAUCGAAAUAAAGCAAUCGGUGAAUUCCGCUUUAACUUGGAGUCUCCCGUACCAUCUAAACUACCAGAAGGAAUCCAGAAUGUCCUUUUAGAGCUGACGAGACCUCAGACAUUGAAGGAAGCCAUGAUGGACACACACAUCGACCAUGAUGUCAUGAACUUCAGUCUCCUUCCUAAGGAUGUAUUACUGAAGGCACAGGAGAUCUUAAAGCAACUCGAGGAGAAGAUACAGAAAGCUGAUAAGGACCGACAUACGAUUUCUGCUAUCGAUUAUCAAGCUGCUAUGGAAGAGAUUUAUGCGUUGAGCAAUGAGUAUUUCCACUUAAUUCCUCAAGAGAAUUUUGCUCAUGAUCGUAUGAAGCCACUAACGGACAUCUAUUCAUUACCUGAACACCAGAAGAAUCUUCAGAAACUUCUAGAACUUGAGAUCACAAACAGGAUUCUACUUGGUGCCACGAACAGGAAGGAAGAGAUAAAUCCUCUAGACUACAUCUAUCAUGCCUUGGGAUGCAAAGUCAAAUUGAUGGACAAAGAUGAUGUAGAGACACAACUCAUCCUUCAAAAUAUACACAACACAUGUUGCAACAACCACCCUAAGAUUGAAGCAAUCUUCAGGCUAUCUCGUCUCGGUGAGGAUGAGCGAAUAGAAUCUUGCAACAUGAGGAAUCAUAGACUCUUAUGGCAUGGUAGUAGCACAGUUAACCUUCUGAGUAUCAUGAAGCAAGGGCUGCUUGUAUCACCCAGGGAGGCUGCCAUCACGGGCAGUAGAUUCGGAAAGGGUCUAUACACAUCAGAUACGUUUACAAAGAGUGACGCUUACUGCAGGAAAGACUACCACCCCUCCUCGGAGAAAAGUCAUUUUCUGCUUCUGUGUCAGGUUGCACUUGGAGAUUUGGGACCAUUUAUUUAUCGUGACAAGGAUAAUAAUGCCUUCAAUAGUUUGUUUGCCAACGGUAGGAUGUACCCCGAUAAGAGGAGGGAGUUGUUACUUCCAUCAGGUGUGUCGUUAAAUAUUGGGAAACUGAUCCAACUAGAUCGUUACUGUCAAUCCAACAGUACCUAUAACGAGUAUGUGGUCAAAACUGAGGAGCAAGUUUGCCUGCGUUACUUGAUACAAUGCAGUAGUAAAUAGAACUUCAUCCAAAUCAUUACUGUACGUGCCGAUUUUAUGAUUUCUUAAACUUCUUCAUGAUUCUAUUAAAGGUUGGGUUAUAGUUGGUCGUGGGAUGGUCGUGCGAAUUUGUGUUGACUGUAAUGAAAUUAUUCAAAGGUCUUUAAAGUGAAUUAGGUUGAAAGAUUUUAUAGUAACUGUGAUUAAAGGAAUAUUUUUAAUUUUUGGAAAAGCAAUGGAUUCUUAUUAACUGAAAUAAUGAAAAAAAUCUUAUCUUAAAAUAUCUUUAUACUUGGAACAGAAACAACUCAUAAAUAUGACUUAUUAUAUAUUGUUAUAUUAUUGUUAGUUAGUCUCUUAUAUUAUUAAUAAUAUACAUUAUAUCUUACAAAAUAAUUAGAUGAGGUUUUCGGUAGUUCCAUGUGUAAACCUCUUUUAAAUAGUGUUGGUUCUGAAAAGAACCUAUGGUUGACAACUCAGCAUUACAAUCAGAUUAGUAGCAAUUAGAUGCUUCAGACAAGCUACCAACUUACUUUUAGCAAAAUUAGUAAACAAAUUAAAUCAAGCUUUCAAAUUGUAAGUUUUAGCCUUAAGAAUCAAUCAUGAAAUAAACUCAUCGUGUAUGUAAAUUAAUCAAAAAUAGAGUGACUCCUUAUAGGAACAUCUUUCCCUCCCACAACACUCUUUGGGAUUGAUGACGUUUUAAUAAAACCACCACUAUUAUCUAGUUGAUAUAUUAUACACCUAGUUGCUAUAUAAUUAAGGGAAUCAAUGUGUGGUGAAGAGGUUUCAACUAGUGGUUUAAUCCCAACGAGGCCUGGUUCUUGAUAAUU
Messenger RNA from Asterias rubens (European starfish), 8006 nucleotides. RefSeq names its product poly [ADP-ribose] polymerase tankyrase-like. The transcript is spliced from 47 exons. NCBI's taxonomy places the organism in Eukaryota, Metazoa, Echinodermata, Asteroidea, Forcipulatida, Asteriidae. Bases 148 to 7194 code for a protein of 2348 amino acids. Gene Ontology annotation, molecular function: NAD+ poly-ADP-ribosyltransferase activity; protein binding. The record is from RefSeq and is a predicted model, not a curated record. Gene Ontology annotation, cellular component: cytoplasm; nucleus.